This is a messenger RNA of Emys orbicularis (European pond turtle), 4376 nucleotides long. RefSeq names its product butyrophilin subfamily 3 member A3-like. Gene Ontology annotation, molecular function: signaling receptor binding. Gene Ontology annotation, biological process: T cell receptor signaling pathway; regulation of cytokine production. Bases 540 to 1988 code for a protein of 482 amino acids. Gene Ontology annotation, cellular component: external side of plasma membrane. The transcript has 9 exons. Lineage: Eukaryota; Metazoa; Chordata; Testudines; Emydidae. The record is from RefSeq and is a predicted model, not a curated record.
AAGUGGAGACUACAGUGAUAGAACAACAAAUAAAUGAGGAUUUCACACCCCAGCUAUUGAUAAAUGAGUUCUUGCCAGACAGGAUGCUAUCAAACUAAGUUUUCUUUAGAAGCGAGAGAGUCCUGUGGCACCUUAUAAACUAAGAUGUAUUGGAGCAUAAGCUUUUGUGGGAGCAUAAGCUUUACUUCUUCAGAUGCAUGCAGUGGAAAUGUCCAGAGGCAGGAAUAAAUAUGCAGGGAAGAGUCAGUCUAGAGAUAACGAGGUUCGUUCAAUCAGGGAGGAUGAGGCCCUCUUCUAGCAGUUGAGGUGUGAACACCAAGGGAGGAGAAACUGCUUUUGUAGUUGGCUAGCCAUUCAUAGUCUUUGUUUAAUCCUUUUUCUUUAAAUCUUCUAGGCUCUUCCCUUUCUCUGGAGGUGAUGGGCAUUAUCAGAACAGGAUUGUAUUCCUAACAGCCCAAUAGCACCUUAUUUCAGUGUGACUGGUCUCGCUCACCGACUCGCUCGCCCAGGGCUUGUGUGGUCGUCUGGACAUCAGGGAGAUGGAGGAUUCCCCGAUGUCCCCCGGCUCCGUGAGGUCACUGCCGCUGCUUGCCUUCACCAUUUCCCUCCUUUCUCUCCACGUUCACCGGCUGGACUCAGUGAGUUUCAAGGUGAUUGGACCCGAUCGCCCCAUCAGGGUCCUUGUGGGAGAAGAUGCUCUGUUACCCUGUCACCUCUCCCCCAGCAUGAGCGCUGAGAGCAUGGAGGUGCGCUGGUUCCGAUCCACGUUGUCUGCAGUUAUCCAUCUCUAUCGGGAUGGGAGAGAUCAGGCUGGCCAGCAGAUGGCACUGUAUCGAAGCAGGACGAAGCUACUGAAGGACGGUAUUGCGAAGGGGACUGUCUCCUUGAGGAUACACAACAUCACCCCCUCUGAUGAAGGGACUUACAGCUGCCUCUUCCAAUCACCCACCUUUUACGAAGAAGCUGCGUUGGAACUGGAGGUGGCUGGCCUGGGCUCCACCCCUCACCUUUCUGUCGAUGGAUAUCAGGAUGGAGGGAUCCACGUGGUGUGUGAAUCGGCCGGAUGGUAUCCGGAGCCCCAAGUGCUGUGGAGAGACCUCAGCGGGCAGCGACUAGCACCAGUGAUGGAGAAAAUAUCCCAGCAGGCUGACGGGCUGUUUGAUACUCACAUUGCUGCUGUUAUAAGAGACGCUUCGAACCAGCACCUGUCCUGCUCUGUCCUCAACCCCCGUCUCGGCCAAGAGAGAACAGCAACGAUGCACAUAGCAGAUGUGUUCCUCCCAAGGACCUCUCCCUACCAGCUGGCUCUGUUGGUGACCCUGGCUGUUGUGGUUUUUCUCAGCCUCUUAGCCGGUUACUGCAUCUGGAAGCAGCACAAAGCGAAAGACGCUCAGCAAGCUGAACUGAAGAAACAGAUACACGAUCUGCAAUCUAAUCUGGAGAAAGAGAGAGAGAUUCUGCGCUCUGAGCUGGAGAACGAGAGAGUGAACGUGACUCUGGAUCCGGACACGGCUCAUCGCAGCCUCGUGGUCUCUGAGAAUGGGCGAUCUGUGAAAUGGAGGGGCCUGCAGCAGGACGUGACUGACAACCCCAAGAGAUUUGACAGUGAAACCUGCGUGCUGGGCUUGGAAGGGUUCACCUCGGGGAGACAUUACUGGGAGGUAGACAUCGGGGGUGGGAGGACCUGGGCUGUGGGGGUGGCCAAAGAGUCUGUCAGGAGGAAGGGCUGGAUCAGCUUUUCUCCUGAGGAGAGGAUCUGGGCCAUGGAUCAGUGUGGGAGCCAUUACCGGGCUUGUACUUGCCCGGAUAUCCUCCUGCCCCUGACUUGGAGCCCCGGGAAGAUCGGGGUGUAUCUGGACUAUGAGCAGGGCCUAGUGUCAUUUUAUCAGCCUGGUACUGAGGCCCCGAUCUUCACUUUCACCUCCUCUUUCACUGGGCAGCUCCACCCUUUCUUCUGGGUCUACUCCCCAAUCACACUGUGUUCCUGAGAUAUGGCAUGGGGGGGCAUAGCAUCUCUCACUGGUCAGACGUUUUUUUUGUUCUGUUGUUUUUAUGAAAUGGACUACUUUUUAAUUUUUUAAAUAUUUUCCAUUUUUUUAUUCUUUUCAAAACUUGGAAUUUUCCAAAAUGAAUAUUUUCAAUUUUGAAAAUCCUACCAUUUGACUAAGCUGAGGGCUCAAAAUUGGCAAAGCAGAAGAAAUCCUGAGUGAUGUGUUGUGUAAGACGCUACCUACAUAGAAUAGAACAGAACUCAAUAAACAAUACAUCAUAGGACCCCUCCCCCCAAAUAAAAGGUUGAGUUGAAAAUUUUGUAAUAAUGCAAAAAAAAAAAAAAAAAUCUCAAGAAAAUCCAAAUGGUUUCACACACAAAAUCUCUUUUUGUAAAUUGGCCAAAUUUCCUCAAGAUAUUUUUGAAUGAAAGCUUUUGUUCAGCUCUGAUUAACACCUGUAAUUGCAUAUAAUCAAUGAAUGUUUCCUGGUUCUUAGUCCUGUAAUUUAUGAACUGACCACCAUUGAUGAAUGGAAGGGGUAAGAACAUGAGUCAAACCCUGUCCUAAAACAUCACAUUGUCCAAACUGGAUAAAAGGCUCCAAGAAAGCCGAUUCCUAACCAGUAACCAUGUUCUGUGACAUUAUUGGUGAAAGAAACGGAGUCAGAGGAAUGCUCCGGUUCUCUGGAUGAGUGUUGAUCAUGCGGUUCACAGCAUCAGGAAGGCUUAUCCUAAACCCAAAAUGACAGGUAUGCCCUACACCAGCUAAAUUUAGAGUUUUAGGCCAGAAGGGACCAUGAAAUCAUCCAGUCCAGACCUCCUCUAUAUCACAGGCCACCAACACACCCAGCACCCUCACAUCAAGCCCAGCACCAAAAAUUAAACCAAACUAUUGCAGCCCACAGGAGACUAGACUAUCACGUGCCACAGCCACGGAGCCUCACCCAGCCUGAGCAGAACAAAGCAUGGGGGCAAAAACUAGAUCAGUCUCAUAAUACUUCCCCAGUCUCAUAAUACCGCUCUUGAGGAGGUGCUAGCCUCCGCCACCCCCACCCACCCCGGUUCCAGUGUCUCUGGUGUCUAAACAGGAUUUCCUUAAAUCACAACAGCCGCCUUCUCCCAUCUCCUGCUUCAGGAUGAAAGGGGCAGUGCUUCCUUACGUUAGCCGCAGGAUCUGAUCAUCUCCUGUAUUAACUGGAUGAUUUAAUGAGUUGAUGACCCAAACCAACAUCAUUGUUAACCCACCGACUUAUGGAGUCAGUCUCAGUUGUGACCUGGAUUUGAACAUUGUUUUCACAGGUUCCAAGGCCAGAAGGGACUGUUGUGAUCAGCUUGUCUGGACUCCUGUAACACAGGCCAGAGACCUGCCCUACAAUAAUUCCUGCUCGAACUAGAGCAGAUUUUUUUUUUUUUUAAAUCAUCCACUCUUGAUUUGAAAUUUGUCAGUGAUGGAAAAUCCACCACAACCCUGGGUAAAUGGUUCCAAUAGUUAAUUACCCUCACUAUUAAACAAGUUUGAGAGGGGUAGCUGUGUUAGUCUGUUUCAGCAAAAACAACGAGGAGUCCUGUGGCACCUUAAAGACUAACAAAUUUAUUUGGGCAUAAGCUUUCGUGGGCUGGAACCCACUUCGUCAGAUGCAUGAAGUGGAAACUUCAAUGGGGAGAUAUAUAUACACAUGGAAACACAGAGACAAGGCCUGUCAUGUACCCCUUUGAGAUGGCAGGUUCCAGGGCUGCUACCAGCAGGUCAGGCUCUAGUACCAGAUCUGGCCUGGCUACAGAGCUUCCGGCUCAGAGAGACACCACAGAUGUGCCUGCCACAAGAUCCUUUAAUGCUCUGCCCGGCCAGGCGGAGGUUAGCUUAUAUAAGGUCUGUUGCACAUAGCACCACCUAGUGGCUGAACAGUAACAUAUAGUUUACCAUGACACUGCCCUGACACUGGAAAGUUUCACUCAGAGAGCCCAGAGAGGGGCCAGAGGUGCAGGUAACCCUGUAUCCGUGACAGGUUCCCUCCCAGGUCUGCCCCUUUACCAUAGCCAUGUGCGCUAAUACCACCUGGCCACAAGCAGCCGCUACCCCCAGGCCUGGUGCAGCCUCUCCUGGGCACCAGCCCAGUGCAGCCACUCCAACCCAUCUCCAUGUACAGCUGGACAAACUCUGGAGGGUGUGUGUGUGUGUGUGAUUCCUACCCUUGUAUCCCUCCCCACGGUGAAUGCUGUGGAAAGGGUCUCGGUAAAGGUUGGACAGCUUUGGUGCAAGUCCUUGUAUAUUGUCAGUCCAUUACUGGUAUUAUUUGUUUACAGCACAGCAGUGCCAAGAGGCUUUGUCAGGAUCAGGGCCCUGUGGUGCUAGGAUCUCUUCAGAGAAAGAGCACAGACCGGUCCC